AGUCUAGUCAAAAAAAUUGAACCAUUAAUGGAGUCUGCACCUUCGAUGGCUCUUUUCAUUUCCUCACUCUGAUUCCCUUUAAAAUAUUUUCCUAGAAAAUCUCCAUUUGUGUUUCCCUCUACUCCUUUUAAUCCCCUUUCUCACUUCUCAAACACUCAUAUAUUCAAAGUCUCCUCCUCCUCCUCUCUUCUUGUACAUAAAGACUCCAGAACCCCAAAAAUUCAGGAAGAAAACAGAGAUGGGAUUUGCAAAGGAAGAAAAAUCAAUCAGAGUGCUGAGAUUUUUAAAGACUCUGUUCUUCUUGAUUACAAUGUUGAUUUCUUUUCUCCUUUUCUCUGUUCCUGUUCUUCUUGCCAUAGCUGAUACUCUUCUUCCAUUUUCUCUUCUCUCUGCUUCUCUUUCCCCUUCUUCUUUAUCAUUCAAAACUCUCUCUUCCCAUCUCAAUAACUAUGAUUUCAGAUACUCUCUCAUUGAUAUUCCCCUCAUAUCCAUCACAAGAUCAGCAGUCAUCAUCUGUGUUUAUAGUUUCUGUGAUGGGCCAAGGCUUUCAAGAGGGCCAUAUUUAGGGAUUACAACCAUAUGCUCUGUUUUAUCUCUGAUCUAUGUUUCAUUGAAAGCUCCAUAUGUGUUUAGUGUUUCAAGCUUUGAAAGAGGAGAGUAUGCAAAAUUCAUGGAGAUUUGCUUGUUUCUUAGCUCAUGGGUCUUGGCAAUUGCUCAUAUUGUUGCAGCUUAUAGAACAAGUUGCAGAGAAAGGAGAAAGCUUCUGGUUUACAAAAUUGACAUUGAAGCUGUUUCUGCUUGCAAGAACGGGUUUCUUGGAUAUAAAAAAAUUUCAAAAGAAGAGAGUCAAGUGAAAGUGAAGAUGAAGAACUAACAACAUUAGAGAGAUUUUCUUUUGUUCUUUUUAUUUUUCAUCGUUACUACUUCAGAGUCCAGUUGCAGGUUUUCCAAAGGAAACUUGCAAGCUAGAGAUUAACUGAAGAAGAAAAUUAGGGUUAGAGAGUAGAGUGUAGAAUAGAUAUUUGCCAUACCCAUGUGUCACUUUAAUAGCAAUUGUAUACUGAUGGUUUUUGUAUCACUAUAGAGCUUGUGGCUUGAGCAUACAUCUUUUUUUUUUCAAGAAAAAAAAUCUAACAUGUACAGAUUUUGUAUUUUCAAUGAAAAAUGUUUAGAGGGUGAUUAUUAUACCCUUGUUAUGAAA
Messenger RNA from Manihot esculenta (cassava), 1201 nucleotides. RefSeq lists its product as uncharacterized. The transcript has 4 exons. The record is from RefSeq and is a predicted model, not a curated record. NCBI's taxonomy places the organism in Eukaryota, Viridiplantae, Streptophyta, Magnoliopsida, Malpighiales, Euphorbiaceae. The coding region runs from base 239 to 874 and encodes 211 amino acids.